AUGAAUGUCAAUGAGGAAAACCUGCUGAAGUCCAUUAGCAACGAUGCACUGCUGGACCUGACGCAGCGCUACGGCCAGUCCGCUUUCGGCUUUGGUCCUGGCCACGGUACUGGAACUCCGGCCCGUUUUCCGCUGACACCCGCUACAGACUUCAUCUCCGGACAGACCACCAAGUCCAACGAGAGCGGCGGGGAACACACGAGUGAUGAUGACGAUGCGUUUGACUCUCUGGAGUCCAGGAAGAGGGGUCCGUCUUUUGGGGACGACAAGCCCGGGGGCCCACUGGCCAAAAAGUCUAAAGAGCAGAGGUCCUUGCGACUCAGCAUCAACGCCAGAGAGAGGAGAAGGAUGCACGACCUGAAUGACGCACUGGACGGCCUGCGCGCGGUUAUCCCUUACGCACACAGCCCGUCUGUGAGAAAACUCUCCAAAAUAGCCACUCUUCUUUUGGCUAAGAACUAUAUUCUCAUGCAGGCGCAGGCUCUGGAGGAAAUGAGACGGCUUGUGGCGUAUCUGAACCAGGGCCAGACCAUCACGUCCCCAAUCCCCACCGCUUUGGCCCCCUUUGGACAAGCAGCCGUCUAUCCGUUCUCCAGCUCUGCGCUCGCCACCUGCGCCGAAAAGUGCUCGACUUAUUCCGGGACACCUUCAAGUCUCUUCAAACACUGUAACGACAAGCCUUGA
Molecule: messenger RNA, 684 nt
Organism: Boleophthalmus pectinirostris (great blue-spotted mudskipper)
Lineage: Eukaryota; Metazoa; Chordata; Actinopteri; Gobiiformes; Gobiidae
Gene: bhlhe23
Product: basic helix-loop-helix family, member e23
Exons: 1
Coding region: 1-684 (227 amino acids)
Molecular function (GO): protein dimerization activity
Source: RefSeq, a predicted model, not a curated record